AUGAACCAGAUAACAGAAAACUCAUCGGGUUCGUCCCCGAUUCUUUUUGAUGAUGUCUCCAACACCAAGUUGAAAGACUCAUACGAAGAUAACAGUUCUGAUAGAUCCGAUAGGAUUAUCAUAAAACCUGUCAACGAUGAAGAUGAUACGUCUGUGAUGAUCACCUUCAACCAGAAGAUGUCACCAUUCAUCUUAAUCUUGACGUUUACUGCAUCGAUAUCCGGUUUCAUGUUCGGUUACGACACAGGUUAUAUUUCUAGUGCUUUAGUUUCUAUGGGCACAGAUUUAGAUCAUAAGAAGCUCACUUAUGCCAACAAGGAAAUGAUUACAGCUGCCACAUCUUUAGGCGCUCUUAUAUCUUCCAUGUUUGCCGGUAUAUCCGCUGAUAUUUUUGGUAGAAAACCUUGCCUAAUGUUUUCAAAUGUUCUUUUCAUUAUUGGUGCUGCAUUGCAGGUUGGUGCACACACAUAUUGGUUAAUGGUUGCUGGUAGACUAGUUAUGGGUUUCGGUGUUGGUAUUGGUUCGUUAUUAGCACCAUUGUAUAUUUCUGAAAUCGCUCCAAAGCACAUGAGAGGAAGAUUGACCGUUAUCAACUCGCUAUGGCUUACUGGUGGUCAAUUGAUCGCAUACGGUUGUGGUGCUGGUUUGGACAAAAUUCACAACGGAUGGAGAAUCUUGGUCGGUAUUUCAAUGGUACCUACAGUCAUUCAAUUCACAUGCUUCGCUUUCUUACCUGACACUCCUCGUUUCUACGUUAUGAAAGGUAACUACACAAAGGCUGCCGAAGUAUUGCAAAAAAGUUACGUAAGUGCUCCUCCUGAGUUGAUCGAACAAAAGAUUCGUGAAUUAACAGAACUAAACGAAUCCAUCCCUGGCCGGACUCCAGUUCAUAAAUUUGUCAACACAGUCAAGGAAUUACACGUUGUUCCUUCUAACUUUAGAGCCUUAGUCAUCGGUUGCGCGUUGCAAGGUAUUCAACAAUUCUGUGGUUGGAAUUCGUUAAUGUACUUCUCUGGUACCAUUUUUGAAACUGUCGGGUUCUCCGAUUCAACUGCUGUGUCAAUCAUUGUUGCUGGUACCAAUUUUGUAUUCACCCUAGUUGCAUUUUUUGCCAUUGAUAAGGUUGGUCGUAGAGCCAUUCUAUUAAUCGGUCUACCAGGUAUGAUGGUUUCCUUAAUAGUGUGUGCCAUUGCUUUCCAUUACUUGAACAUUAAGUUUACUGGUGACGGCUCUUCAGAAGUGGCACAUGGCGGGUUCAGUACUUGGGGUAUUAUAGUUAUCGUUUUCAUCAUGACAUAUGCCGCUUUCUACGCUCUAGGUAUCGGUACUGUUCCAUGGCAACAAUCUGAAUUAUUCCCAACUGCCGUUAGAGGUGUUGGUGCUUCGUUCUGCACUGCUACAAACUGGGCAGGCUCUCUAAUUAUCGCCUCUACGUUCUUGACGAUGUUGCAAAACAUUACGCCGACAGGUACUUUUGCAUUGUUUGCUGCAUUAGCAUUCGUUUCUACCGUCUUCUGCUACUUGUGUUAUCCAGAACUCUCAGGUCUCGAAUUGGAAGAGGUGCAAACCAUCUUAAAGGACGGUUUCAACAUUAAAGCAUCAAAACAACUAGCCAAGAAGAGAAAGCAACAGAACAGCGAUCAACAACGUAAAUACAGGGAAAGGGAUCUGGAAGCUUCGCACAAGGACAAGCCUUCCGAUGAAUUGGUAGAAAGCUAG
Kluyveromyces marxianus DMKU3-1042 is the source of this 1719-nucleotide messenger RNA. It is a transcript of the gene ITR1, whose product is annotated as myo-inositol transporter ITR1. The transcript has a single exon. The record is from RefSeq and is a predicted model, not a curated record. NCBI's taxonomy places the organism in Eukaryota, Fungi, Ascomycota, Saccharomycetes, Saccharomycetales, Saccharomycetaceae. The coding region runs from base 1 to 1719 and encodes 572 amino acids. Gene Ontology annotation, cellular component: membrane. Gene Ontology annotation, molecular function: myo-inositol:proton symporter activity. Gene Ontology annotation, biological process: transmembrane transport.